This is a messenger RNA of Nyctereutes procyonoides (raccoon dog), 1947 nucleotides long. It is a transcript of the gene ZNRF4, whose product is annotated as zinc and ring finger 4. The record is from RefSeq and is a predicted model, not a curated record. Lineage: Eukaryota; Metazoa; Chordata; Mammalia; Carnivora; Canidae. Gene Ontology annotation, cellular component: nucleoplasm; cytoplasm.
AUGGUGCGUCCUCAGGCGCCUCGCGAGUUGUCCCGGGCAGACAGACAGAUCCCUCUGCCCAGAAAUGCCUUCUGCGGGGCGGGGGGGGAAGGUGAGCGGUCCGAGGGGAGGAGCAGCCUUCUGGGCCAGCGAGGGCCACGUCGGGCUCCAAGGGCGCAGCGGGGGGAGACUGAGGCCAACCACAUCAUCGCGGGGCCGAAGGGACAGACGCGGAGCCACCGAAGGAAACACGACAGGCAGGAGAGACCUGAGGAGCCGGACAUCUUCAGCGUGCCCCCGCCAGCACCGCGAAAGGAGGCUCCCCCUGCAAACAUUGGGUGGCAGGUAGAGGCGCAGGAUCCACGCCCCUGGGGACCACCAGCCCACUUUGUGGCACCCCGGAGCCUCGUGAGUUCCAGGACCCGGGGGUGCUCUGAGCGUUCCACAAGUUUUCUCAAAGGCUGCUCAGGCCCCCGAGGUCAGAGACCCAGGAAUGCUGUCCUGGCCCCAGUCCUAGGCAACUGGGGGCUCCUGGGGACAAGAUGUAACAGGACGAUGUCACAGAGGCCGGGGGCAUCUAGAACCCUGGGGCUUCCUGGCCUCAGCGUCAUCCGCCCGCACGGCCGCCUGGGCAGGUCAGCUGCUCCUGAGACCGGCCUUCGGAGACACGACACGAUGCGCGCCGGGCUGCCGCCAGGAGCGCCCUGCGAACCCGCCUCGGAGCCCCCCCACCCCGGCGCGCUCACCUGCCGCCCGCCCCGGCCACGGGCCCCUGGGAGGCCCUGGAGAUGCCCGAGGGCCUCCCAUCUGCCGUCCCCAGCGGGACCUAGCUGCCCGCGGUGGCCGGAGGAGGGCGGGCCGGGCCGGGGGGCGGCCAUGGGGUGGCCGCGGGCAGCCCUGGCCCUGGGGGCCGCCGAGGCCUCGCUGAUCCUGCUGGCGCUGCUGGUGCCGUCGGAGGCGCUGGUGCGGGCCGUGCUGGACGGCAACGCGAGCACCGUGGACUUCGCCGACCUGCCGGCGCUGUUCGGGCUGCCGCUGGCCCCCGAGGGCGUGCGGGGCUACCUGAUGGAGGCCAAGCCGGCCAACGCCUGCCAUCCCAUCGAGGGCCCGCGGCCGGGCAACGGCUCGCUGGGCGCCAUCGUGCUGAUCCGCCGGUACGACUGCACGUUCGAUCUCAAGGUGCUGCACGCCCAGAGGGCCGGCUUCGAGGCGGCCAUCGUGCACAACGUCCGCUCCGACGAGCUGGUGCGCAUGGCCCACGUCUACGAGGACCUGCGGCGCCAGAUUGCCAUCCCGUCGGUGUUCGUGGGCGAGGCCGCCUCGCAGGACCUGCGGGUCAUCGUGCGCUGCGACAAGGCAGCCCACGUCCUCCUGCUGCCCGACUACCCGCCGUGCCCCGACCUGGACUGCCACCCCGUGCUGGCCGUCUCCUGGGUGCUGGGCCGCGCCCUGGCCCUGCUCACGUCCGUCCUCUUCGUCCUCCGACAGCUGUGGAACUGGCUCUGGGCCUGGUGGACCCGAGGGCCGGCGGUGAAGCCCCAGCCCUGCCAGAAAGCCCAGGUCCGGACCUUCACUCGGCGGAACGACCUGUGCGCCAUCUGCCUGGACGAGUACGAGGAGGGCGACCAGCUCAAGAUCCUGCCCUGCUCCCACACCUACCACUGCAAGUGCAUCGACCCCUGGUUCUCCCAGGCCGCGCGGCGCUCCUGCCCCGUGUGCAAGCAGUCCGUGGCCGGCACGGAAGACGGCUCCGACUCCACCGUCGAGAGCUUCGGCGACGAGGACCCCUCGCUGCCCGGCCACCGGCCCCCGAUCUGGGCCAUCCAGGCCCGGCUGCGCUUGCGAAGGCUGGAGCUGCUGGCCCGGGCCGGAGGCUCCCAGGGCUGCUGCAGCUCCACCUCCGUGGGGGUGGCGGAGGCCGUGGCGUCCUCGGAGAGGUCCUCGGAGAGGCCCCCGGAACCCCGGUGA